Malaya genurostris is the source of this 4817-nucleotide messenger RNA. RefSeq lists its product as uncharacterized. The transcript has 6 exons. Lineage: Eukaryota; Metazoa; Arthropoda; Insecta; Diptera; Culicidae. Bases 1495 to 3861 code for a protein of 788 amino acids. The record is from RefSeq and is a predicted model, not a curated record.
GCUCGGAAUGGUUGUGCGCUUUGUUGGCUCUAGAGCCGUUGAGCGUGACGUUGUUAACGAACAAUAGAACAGUGCAGUGCUGUGUGUGCGUGGAUUUGGAUACCACGAAAGUGCCGGUGUAAAUGCAAAUUGCUCGUGUUUACUAUGGUUGAGUUUGAGGCAGCAUAAUUUUUUUUAUUGUGUACACGUUCGUUACGGUUCGCAGGACACGCGGAUCCUAUCAAAGUGACCACGAAAGAAUGCGUUGAUUUUCGGUUCUGCCAACUUCGAGGAAGUUGUUCUGGUGCGGAGGUCGUUCAAAAUCGAGUAUGUAAUCGAAUGCGGUGUAAUCGUUGUGGUUGACUAGUUUUUUCUUGGAUAAACUUCGAACAAUAGCAAAGUGAUUGUUUUCUUUGUGGUUUCUGUGGAAUGAUCCGUGGAAAACGUCAGGCGGAUCGUGACUUAACAGCAUGUUUCGUUCGUAGCAGGGCGCUGUAGAGCAAAAGAUAAACAACUGCGUCGAAUUGCAGGUGAUAUUUGGAAAACAUUAGCCGGAGUGAUGCAAUUGUUUACGUGUGAUAAAUGUAAUCCUGCGAUCUUACCCUUCAACCGAUUGUGAGUGUGAUUGACGAAGCAUUGCAAGAAGAUUUUAGAAAACCGGAAAUAAGGCCAAAUAAAAGUGUACCGUUUUUUUUUAUUUAUCUCAAGCACAAAAUCUGCGAAGACCCCAAAAGUGUAUUCGUUUAGAGUUUCAGUAGUGUUGUUGGUUCCAUUCAAUUCCAACACCCAGCUACCAACGCCGUCAGGCCUGAGCGAAUUCAAUACGAUAAAAAGCGUUUCAUUUAUAUUUUUCGACUAGAAAUAAAAAGAAUUGUGCAAAACAUAAAUCAGUGUUUGUAGAGUAUACAAGCUGGAAAAUGGCUGCCGUUUCCCGCCUGUUCGUGCCUUGCAAGUUCAGCAAUUUCGAAAACCGUACCACAACACCGGCUUCGGUAACAGUGGCCGCCCCGAUACUGGCUGUUUCAAUCAACAGUUUGUGCGUACACUGAAACAGCUGAGCCGUUGUGGGUGGACCACCCACAUGCACUACUGCAAGUGACAAUAGAAAGCGACUGUGUCUAGUUGGUUGUGCGGUCGCUAAAACAAAACAAAAAAAGUUUUCCCUUGUGAUCGUGCCGAGUGAAACAUUGACAAACGGAAAAUCUGCCACGCUCUGCUCAAAUGUGCUCUGUUCAGUAGAAAAUCGAAGGAAAAUUUGUACCUGAACCAAGGUUGCACCGGUAUUGCUAAAGUUGUCCUUGGUGGUCGCCUAAUUCCGUCCAGUCGCUGAGUACCGCCCCGGUUAAUCUAGCGCGCGUGUGUGUGAAGCAGCUGUGAUUGUUCAGGUGAACGAGUGCUAGCGGUGCUUUUGAAAAAAAAAAUGUUCCAAACCAUUCUGUUUCGUAAGAAAAAAUUGUUCUAAACAGUAAAGUACCAAUGUUGAAUAGUUAUUGAAAAGUGAUUGCAACAGUUAAAAUGUCCAAAACGAUUGAAACGCGGCUGCAGAGUAACGAAGUCCGCAUCCCGAAGAAGACGGGAUUCGAUGUGUCUUCGUCGGCGGCACCGUGUCAGUACUUCAAGAGUUCCUUCGCACGCUCGCUAUCCUUCAGCCAGGGUGGCGGCGGGAGCGGAACAGCUCAAUACGCUGCGGCUGGAGAACAUUUUACCCGAUCGUUGGACUUCGAGGUAAACUUCGGGCUGUCCACUAUUCCGGAUAUGGGUUCUUCGCAAGCCUCGACACCAUCUGCCUCGCCUGUUUACGAUCCGGACCGCGAGGACGACAAAGCAAAACUGGCAAAUGGGAUCGCCAACAGUAACGGUGGGGUCGUCAAGACGCUGUGGAGCUACGCUAAAAUUUCGGACACAAAACCUAACCCCCCCGGUGAAACUUCGCAUAAGGCGGUGGUACCGAACGGUACGGCACCAACGACAUCCGCUUCAUCGCCAUCGAAAAUGCCGUCCGGCUCCGGCUCAUCUUCGUCCACGCGAAAGAGCGUUGAGGCCAACGAAAUCGAAGUUCUACGACUACGAAAGGAAUGUCAAAAUCUCAUCGAAGAGAAUCGCCGCCUGGUGAAUCUGGCCGCCAAUAGCGGAUAUGCUAUCAACGGUGUAAUGAACGGUGGCAGCGGUACGGGAAUCGGUCGGAGCAGUCUCGGUAGCGAACGGAGCAGUGCCAGCAGUGGCGGCAGCAGCAGCCUUACCACCCUAGGACUCGGGCUUGCCGGUGGAGGAGUAGGUGCAGCGAAUGUCGGCACGGGAACUGCCGCAGGGAUGUACUCGAAUGUAGAAACUGUGAUCCUGCAGACACAAGUGGAAACACUACAGUGGCAGCUCAAACAGGUUGAUUCCAGCCGACAGAUGUACCGUGCCGUGAUGGAGGAAGUGGUCCGCUAUCUGGACCGGUGCUACCGUGGGCUGGACGCACUACAGCCGAACAUCAUCGGGCGGUCGAAGAGCGUUCUUCAGGUGUCCAAGAAUCACAGCCAUCACGAUUCCGACAGCAGCAGUGCCAGCAGUCCGAGAGCCCGCAGCAGCACCAAUCUGAUCGAUGUGCAAAAAACCUACACCAAGAAACAGCAAGAAUUACUCAGCAGCCAUCAGCAGCAGCCGCAGCAGCAACUCCAGGGCAAUUCGAUUGUGGUCUCACCGCUGCUGGACGAUGACUGCGUUCCGCCCUCACCCGCCGGUUCCUACAGCACUUUUCGAGAUUUUACUUGGCGUCGUUCGCCAAAACGCAUCCAGACUCUGUCAAUUUCCAAUGGCGAAGUUGACCCGGAGAAGCUGGCCCAGGAAGCGUUCCGUCUGUUGCGAACGGUACAGAACCUACUCAACACCCAGGAACCAACGUUAUCACAAUCAUCAACCGGACUCGAUAGCAUGCUGCUGGCAUCGGCAGCCGGAUCUACUACUGGUAGUACCACGACAUUAACCGGAGCUGGCGGAGGGUUGGCAAGUUCCAGUGCUUCCACUGUUCACCACCAUCACCAUCAUCAUCACGUACCGGCGGCGGUUGACGGUCUGUACGGAGGAGUGGUGAAUACGCGGAGUAAUGUUGGAUUCAGUCGCAAGUUGAACAUGAGAGGAAGUCGGUUAUCAUUGAGAAGCAGUACAGAUGAUUCGGUGCACUCAACGUCCUCAUCGAACAAAGCGGAAACGGAUGAGGAUAAUACGGAUAGACCGUCUCCUCCGUUGAGCCAUCAUUUGCAUCAUCAUCAUCCGCUGGUGCAUCAACAUCAGAACAGCGGAAGUAGCAGUAGUAGUUGCAGCAGUAGUAAUAGCGGCCAUUUGAUAAAUCACCGUCACAGUGCAAACAUCGAUCGAAUCAAAGAGAUGAUGAUCACCAACUCGGCAGAGGAUGAAAGUGGAUUCAGUUCGAUGAACUCGUUUCAAGAGAUCGGACUGCCUCUCAUCAACUCUACGAUGAUGUCUUCUUCUACGGCCUCAUCGACAACGGGCGUUGGUUCGGCCGAUUCCAAUUCAUCUGCUGCUUCCUCGACCGGUUCGGUAUCCAUCGUGUCCGACGAUUCAUCCGAUAUGAAGGAUAAUACCGUGAUACCGACUAGUAACGUGACGACAAUCGCCAUAAAUCCUAUGCCCAAUGGACAAUCCGCUAGCACUAACAGUAGCAGUAAGCUACUCUCCGACAAGCUAGGAAUCCCAUCGCCUUCCAAAGCACCGGAGAUCCCGUCUCGAGUGACCCAAUCUUCGGCAUACGAACACCACAGCCAUUUCAUCAAUCAUCGCCGCUGGGAUUCGGCUCCGGUAGUUCCACCAAAACUCCAGAUCCACCAGCACAACGGAGACUCCGACAGUGGUGUUUCAUCGCGCGUACUGUGGGUAUAGCAAAGAUAGAACAGCGAGCCGAAGGGACGUCUCGGUUGCAAUUCCCUCCUCGCGUAUGCAUUGUUUCGUUCAGUUUGUUCUAGGCUUAGACUGAGCGACAGCAAGAAAUAUUCUAACAGGUGAACGAUUGAAGCGGAUAUCAACGGAAGCAGCAGUAUUGGAUGUUUAUCGUUUUUCUUCCUAGUAACCGUUUUUAAAGGAUAAACCGUCUAUACAUAGUACAUCAGUUAUUGUUAGCAUGCUUUAACAGAAGAAUGAGUGAACAUAAAUAUUGCAUUUAUUUAUGAACUGUCAACAACCUACUAACGGUAGCCUGUCUAUUAUACCUUUGGUUGAAUAUUACUGUACAUUUUUUUAAUCAAAACAACUAGAAGAGAUCGAUUGUACUCGGAUCUUACAUGAACCAUAUUUUAUUACCAAAGUUAGAAAAAGAUAACUGUAAUAACAUGGAUAACAUAGCUUUAGUUCAGACAGAAACCCCGCUUCGAAGAGUAACGCUUCAUGCGACCGACGAAAAAGAAAUCGUUCGUUCUGUGAGUAACGGUUGGAUAAAACGUUUCCACAAGCGAUUUUGAAGCAAACAUCUAAUUGUAGGAGUAAUCGACUAAAACUAACGAGCAUUUAUACUAGCCGUGUACUUAAUACUUUAUUAUUACUAGACAUUUUUAGUGUAAAACUACUACCAGCGUAAGAAAAAACACCAACAGAUUAUGCUAAUCUCUUACAUUUAGACGAGCCUUUCUCCGAAUACUAUGAAUAAUUUUUAACGUGUAUGUGAUAAUUUCAUUUGACAAAUAUGAACUUCGACCUUUCUGAUCUAUCGUCAAUAUAAAAUAAAACGGAAACAGCUCGCAUUGAAUGCCACAUGAAAUCUUAAGUUUCUAUUAAAAACCGAACUGUACAAAUCUAAAAUCGAUCCAUACACGAACAAAUCAAAAUAAAUCAUUUAAACGAAA